Myiozetetes cayanensis is the source of this 2382-nucleotide messenger RNA. RefSeq lists its product as uncharacterized. NCBI's taxonomy places the organism in Eukaryota, Metazoa, Chordata, Aves, Passeriformes, Tyrannidae. Gene Ontology annotation, cellular component: intermediate filament; cytoplasm. Gene Ontology annotation, molecular function: structural constituent of cytoskeleton. The annotation marks the transcript as partial. The record is from RefSeq and is a predicted model, not a curated record. The transcript is spliced from 15 exons.
GUGCCGGCCCUAGUCAGGUGCAUCCACCAGUGGCUCGCAUCCAACGUGUCUGCUGAGCACAGGCUGGACAAGACUCUGGUGCUGCUGACUGAGGCACACCCCGCGGAUGUUGCAGUGACUCUCCUGCGCUCUACCCCGUCCUGUGACAGAGCUGCUUGCAUCAUGUGGAGGACGCUCAUCUCCUCGAGAAAUACUCAGGGGCCAGUGCUGCAGAUACUCUUCCUUGUGCUGGAAUACUGGCCAGCGCACAGGAGAUGCACCUCUGAUGGGGAUGACACGGAUGUCUUUGCCCUGGCUGCAACUGUGGCACUCUGGGAGAUCCUCCAGCUGUCCUGGUGCCCAGGUGGAGUGAAGGACAAUUCCCCCCGCCUCCUUCUGACUCUGCUCUUCCAAGUUUUCAUCAGCACAGAGGAGAUGUCACAGGAGGUCGACACCUUCUGGAGGCGCUGCCGGGAGCAACGCAGCCUUCCCACCGCCCCCAACAGGUUUGCAGUGCAGACCAUUAAAGCCCUGCUUGGCCAGCUGAUGGAUGAGAAUAUGUUGCUGGAAAUAGAUCACAAGUGUGUCUGGGACAUGCUCCUCAACACUGACACCCACCACUAUGCAGUGGGUCUACUGGCCAGGGAGCUGUGCUGUGUCUCCCACGCCUUUUGUGACAGAAUGGCCAUCAGCCUGCUCUCUCUGCUCAGCAGCGAAGAGCCCCUCUGGGAAGUCCCUGGCCUGGCAUUCCUGGUGGAGGUGAGCCCGAUGGCGAGUGCUACCUCGCCCAGCUACCUCCACCUCUGUGCCCUCUCCCAGCCGCAGCCGCCUGGGACGCUGCCUGCAGCCUGUGCUGCUGCCCGGGCCCAGCCCUGGGCAUGUCCGGGCUCCUGCCGGCUGGGCACCCCGUCACUGCUCCGUGCCUUUCAGGUGCUGACCUGCCUGAAGACCAUCCAAAAUGCUGGCAGAGCCCUGCACAUCCUUUCCAGGCACCUGCACAGGGACUGCCCGCAGAGGCGUCGCCUGGCUCUCAGAGGCCUCGAGGCCUUCAGCAAGGCUCCCGCAAUGGGACUCUCUGGGCCCUGCCGGCGGACUUUUGUCGGUAGAGACUCCUCAGACCCCUCGGACCUACGUGCGACGGCGGACAAGAACUCCUGCUUUAAAUUAAGAGAAGGAAGAAUUCCGGCAGAACCCCUCGAACAUGAUUGCCUGGAAACGAUCGAGGCGGUCUAUUCCAGUCGUCCAGACCUCAAGGAGGAACCAUUUGAAGAUGCGGACAACUGGUUCUCGGACGGCAGCAGCUUCGUGAGGCAAGGAGUAAGAAUGGCAGGCUAUGCAGUGACCACAACAGAAGAGAUGACCCUCUCUGUGUUCAUCAAUGUGCUCCAGACCAAAACCAUCCAAAUAUCAGGCCCCACUGCCCUGAAGUUGCUUGAGGCACUGCGGCCACUCUUUGACGACGACAACAGCCAGCUGCAGCAGCUCUCCAUGGUCCUCUUCCGUCACGGGAUGGACGUGACAGAGAGAAACAAGAUCCUAAAGCCACACGUGCACCAGAGGCUGCUCCCGCUCUACUUCAACUGGCAUGACGAGAACCAACGUGUGGCAGAGGCCUCUCGGGAAGCACUGUGUGGUGCAGCCAGGUUCCUGAAGUGGAAGAAUCUGGAGCAGUUGGUGACCCUGGAGCAGCCAUGGAGGUUUGGCGAGUGCCUGCUGCAAAAGGACAGCAGCCGAGUGGCCCAGUACGUGCGCCAGGCCCUGCCGUACCUGCAGAGCCCACAGGAGCCCCUGCGAAGGGCGGCCAUCAAGUUCAUGGGGAUCGCCGGCAGGUACCUGAGGGAGGAGCAGCAAGAGCUGCAGCUCAUCUACCAGGCCCUUCAAGCCAUGACUGACGACAGCCCUGCCAUCUCAAAUCUGGCAGCUCAAACAAUCUACAUCAUCCAAGCUGUCCAGAGAACUCCAUUCUUCAAAUUCUGGGCGCUGGGCUCCUGGCCCAGGGCUGCGCAGUCGCCGCUGCCCAAGCGGCUCCGCGCCCCACACACAACAGCACCAGAGGGGGCACAGGAGCAGCAGCACCCACAGCGCCUGGGCCUCCUCAGCCAGGCACCCAGACCCGCCAGCACACCAGAAAUCAAAGCAACUCCGCCCCGUGCCAACAGCUGCAAUGAAUGCUGUGUCAGGCAGUGCCAGAGCUCCACCGUCGUCAUUGAGCCGCCUGCUGUGCUGGUGACCCUGCCCGGGCCCAUCUUUAGCUCCUUCCCACAGAACACCGUGGUGGGAUCCUCCACCUCCGCUGCCCUUGGCAGCAUCCUCAGCUGUGACGGAGUGCCCAUCAACUCCGAGGGCUUUGACCUCUCCUGCAUCACCAGCCCCUACUGUGGCACAAGGUGUCCCCACUCCUAA